CCGGUGUCACUGUACUAGCAAUGUCAUCAGCACGUGACACACACUCUUGAUCAAGACCUUCAGGGCAGUUCCAUUCAGCACUGUGCCUGACACUACUCAGCUGCAGAGACGAACAACCCAAGACUAACCUGGGCAGCACUCAGUCAGGUUAAGGAGUCACAAAGACGGCGAGUGAAACCUGAGAGCAUUAAUAGAUUCAUUUCAGCAACUGAGCAGAAAAUGGCCCAUGCGGAAUUCAAUCUUCAAGUUGCUUCUCAGGAGCUUCAAGGGACUGACAAGAACUAUCUCUGCAAAGGUAAAAUAUUUAAUACAGACUUGUAUAUCAGGAGGAACAUUGCUGAGGUUCUGGGAAUCAUCUGCCUUGUCUUGAUGUCCACUGUGGUAAAAAUAAACGUUAUUCCCUGUAAGUCAGUGUUUGAAUGA
Molecule: messenger RNA, 423 nt
Organism: Acinonyx jubatus (cheetah)
Lineage: Eukaryota; Metazoa; Chordata; Mammalia; Carnivora; Felidae
Product: NKG2-F type II integral membrane protein-like
Exons: 2
Coding region: 220-423 (67 amino acids)
Biological process (GO): stimulatory C-type lectin receptor signaling pathway; positive regulation of natural killer cell mediated cytotoxicity
Source: RefSeq, a predicted model, not a curated record